CCAACGGAACGGAACAGCCGCGCAGCGCGAAAAUAUUUCCCCGGAACGCUCGUCCGCCUGCUCGUUGGGGAAUGCAAAACAAUUAAAAGGCUUAAGAGAAAGCAACAAAAAGAAAGAUAUAUAUAUAUAUAUAUAUAAUAAGAAGAUCCCAGUCAGAUCCAAGGCAAGGGAGUGUGAGUGGAGUUAAUUAGCCAGAGCCGGAGAGCCAAGAACCCAUUCGGGGACCAUCUCUUCUUCAUUGAGUGCAAACGAACUGCGGGCGUUUCGAUUUUUGGUUUCGUUCCGCGUGCAUUUUCUUAACUAUUAAUUGACCCCGCCGGUCAAUGAGUUUGACUAUCAUCGAAAUAAGAAGGAAAAUAAUUAAAUAUCUAUACGCAAUAGAUAAUUUGUGACGAUCUUACAUAAAUAAUGACGUCGCAGGGCGAUGACAUCCCGGCGGAGACGGAGACCGAAGCCUCCUCUUCGCCGAAAAAGGACAAGACCAAGGAGAAGGCUCAGCCCAUGAUUAGCUACAGGGAACUCUUUCGAUAUACUGAUGGCUGGGAUUAUGUCCUGCUGCUGUCUGGCUUAGUGGCGGCUUUACUGCAGUCCCUGGUCUAUCCCAUUGCCAUUGUGGUCUACAGCGAACUGGUGGCCAUGUUCAUAGACAGGACCCUGGGACAGGGCACCAGUUCGGACACCAUUGGAUUGCCUCUCUUUGGGGGAGGGAAAAUACUAACCAAUGCCUCGUACGAGGAGAACAUGCAGGAGCUGCGCAAGGACAGUGUAUCCUUCGGCAUCCUUAUGACCCUAAAUACUCUGUUGAUGCUGUUUUCUGGGGUGUACUACGUGGAUGCCUUCAACAGAUUGGCCUUGAGAAUGACUGUCAAGAUGCGCAGGGAAUUCUUCAAGGCCACCUUGAGGCAGGAGAUUGGCUGGCAUGAUAUGGCCAAGGAUCAGAACUUUGCUGUGCGCAUUACAGACAACAUGGAGAAGGUGCGCAGUGGCAUAGCCGAGAAUCUGGGUCAUUAUGUGGAGAUUAUGUGUGAGGUCAUCAUCAGUGUGGUUCUGUCCUUUAUUUAUGGCUGGAAACUGGCUCUGGCCAUUGUGUUUUACAUACCUUUGACACUGUUUGUCAACUCAGCAGUGGCUCAUUACCAAGGCAAGCUCACUGCCAAGGAGCAGAGUUCCUAUGUCCGUGCCAGUUCGGUGGUGGAGGAGGUCAUCGGAGCCAUUCGCACGGUGGUGGCCUUUGGAGGCGAACGAACUGAAUCCGAGAGAUACGACUCACUUCUGAAGCCCGCCCUUAAGGCGGGCAAAUGGAAAGGCGCCUUCUCCGGCCUAAGUGACACCGUGAUGAAGGCCAUGUUGUUCAUUACGGGUGCCGGAGCCUUCUGGUACGGAGCCAAUUUGAUUCUAUACUACCGGGAUCCCAACAUACCCAUCAACGAACGGGAAUACACCCCGGCGGUAGUUAUGAUCGUGAUAUCGGGCAUUAUAGUGAGUGCCAAUCAGAUCUCCCGCACUUCCCCGUUCCUCGAGACCUUCGCCAUGGCCAGGGGAUCGGCCUCGGCCAUCUUGGAGGUGAUUGAUCGUCCCUCCCUUAUCGAUCCUUUGUCCAAGGCCGGAAAAAUCCUAAACAUGGGUCUCAAGGGCACCGUGGAGUUUCGUGAUGUAUUCUUUCGCUAUCCCGCCCGCGAGGAUGUGAUUGUCCUGCGAGGUCUCAAUGUGGUCGUGGAGGAGGGUCAGACGGUGGCCUUGGUGGGACCUUCGGGUUGUGGAAAAUCCACUUGCAUCCAACUGCUGCAGCGCUUCUAUGAUCCGGUUUUCGGUCAAGUGCUGUUGGAUGGAGAAGAUGUGCGGAAGUACAACCUCAACUGGCUGAGAUCAAACAUCGCUGUGGUGGGCCAGGAGCCGGUGCUCUUCCAGGGAACCAUCGGGGAAAAUAUCCGACAUGGAAAGCCGGAUGCCACGCAGAAAGAAGUCGAGGACUCGGCCAAGGCAGCCAAUGCUCAUGAUUUUAUCAUAGCUUUGAAUAAGGGCUACGAAACGGAUAUCAGUGAGAAGGGUGUCCAGCUGUCUGGAGGACAACGCCAGCGUAUAGCUAUUGCCCGUGCACUCAUCCAGCAGCCCAAGAUCCUGCUGCUGGACGAGGCCACAUCUGCCUUGGAUUAUCACUCUGAGAAGUUGGUUCAGGCCGCACUGGACAAGGCCUGCAAGGGCAGGACCACCCUGGUGGUCUCCCACCGCCUCUCUGCCAUCAGGCAUGCCCACCGCAUCGUUUACAUCGACAACGGUAAGGCCGUGGAGCAGGGCAGCCACGAGGAGCUGAUGAAAUUGGGUGGGUUCUACCACAAAAUGGUCACCGUUCACUCUUACGAUGACUCCGCUGAGGAGCUGCUCAACGAGCUGGAGGAAGUCGCCGAGGCAAAAGAGCGAAAAUUGUCCUACGAAGUGGAAGGUUUCCAUCUGGGCACCACCCGCAACUCCAUAGUGUCGCUGGAGAAGAACGCCGAGUUCCAGAUGAAGAACAUAAAUGGUCUAGUUAUGCCCACCACCACGGUGGAGGAGGAGUUUGAGGAGAUUCCUCCUGGAAAUUAUAUCCACACCUUCUGCCGCAUUUUGGGUUGGGCGCGACCCGAAUGGAGUUUCCUUAUCAUAGGCACCAUUUGUGCCGGAAUUUAUGGAGUGACCAUGCCAGUGUUCUCCAUUGUUCUGGCCGAGUUGUAUGGUUCGCUGGCCAAGCCCACGGAUGAGGAGGUACUCGACCAGAGCGCCUCUAUGGCCAUUAUCUCAUUGGUUAUAGGUGUGGCUGCUGGCGUAGUUUGCUUCAUCCAGACGUUCUUCUUUAAUCUGGCUGGAGUCUGGUUGACCAUGAGAAUGCGCUCCAAGACCUUCAGCAGUAUAAUGCACCAGGAGAUGGGCUGGUUCGAUCGCAAGGAUAACAGCAUAGGAGCUCUUUCGGCCCGACUUUCUGGCGAUGCGGCCAGUGUCCAGGGCGCCAUAGGUUUUCCGCUGAGCAACAUCAUCCAGGCGUUCACCAACUUCAUCUGCAGUAUUUCCAUUGCCUUUCCCUAUUCCUGGGAACUGGCUCUGAUCUGCCUCAGCACCUCGCCCUUCAUGAUUGCCUCAAUAGUGUUCGAGGCGAGAUUCGGAGAGAAAUCGGCUCUGAAGGAGAAGGCGGUGCUGGAGGAGACCAGUCGGAUAGCUACCGAAACUAUCACUCAGAUACGGACAGUGGCAGGACUCCGAAGGGAAGAGGAACUGAUCAAAAUAUAUGACAAGGAAGUGGAGCGAUAUCGAGUGCAGAUCUUGAGCCGACUUAAGUGGCGAGGGCUGGUGAAUUCCCUGGGAAAAUCCCUCAUGUUCUUUGGCUAUGCGGUGACCCUGACCUAUGGAGGACACAUGUGUGCCGAUGGCAAUAUCAAAUUUGAGACCAUUAUGAAGAUAUCCAACACGAUGCUUUAUGGCCUAUUUAUACUGGCCCAAUCUCUGGCCUUUACACCCGCCUUCAAUGCCGCCCUUCUCUCCGCCAACCGCAUGUAUGAGAUUAUUGAUCGCAAGCCACAGAUCCAGUCUCCAGAAUCCUUUGAGAUUCAACAGAAUGGCAACGGAACUGCUGCCUAUAAAACCAAUGUCGUUCAGCAGGGCGUCAGCUACAGAGGACUUAACUUUGCCUAUCCCUCGCGGCCCCACCAAAAGGUCCUGCAGAACUUCAAUCUGGACAUCACGCAGGGUCAAACGGUGGCUCUGGUGGGUGCCUCCGGUUCUGGUAAAUCCACCUGUGUGCAACUAUUGAUGCGAUACUAUGAUCCGGAUGAGGGGAAGAUUCUCAUUGAUCAGGAGAGCAUCCACCAUGAUAUGGAUCUGAAAACCCUGCGGCGACGCCUUGGCAUCGUGUCCCAGGAGCCUUCUCUCUUUGAGAAAAGCAUAGCGGACAAUAUAGGGUAUGGAGACACCUCACGAAAGGUUCCCAUGCAGCAGAUUAUUGAAGCAGCCAAGAUGGCCAAUGCCCAUGAGUUUAUCAUGUCCCUGCCAGCGCAAUAUGAAACGGUUUUGGGCUCCAAGGGAACCCAGCUCUCCGGGGGACAGAAGCAACGCAUAGCCAUUGCCAGGGCAAUGGUGAGGAAUCCCAAGAUCCUGUUGCUAGAUGAGGCCACCUCAGCCCUGGAUUUCCAAAGUGAAAGGGUGGUCCAGCAAGCCCUGGACUCGGCAUGUUCAGGCCGCACUUGCAUCGUGAUAGCCCAUCGACUGUCCACCAUCCAGAAUGCCAAUGUGAUUUGUGUGAUUCAGGCCGGCAAGAUAAUGGAGCAGGGCACUCACUCACAGCUUCUGGCCAAGAAUGGCAUUUACUCCAAGCUGUAUCGCAGCCAGACGAAGGCCUCCUAAGAUUCCAAGCCCAGAAAUAGGCAGUACAUAUUCUAGCUAAUAGUUGAGACCCAAACCAAACGAUUCUGGCCAUAAGCAAUAAAGUGUUAGGAGUAGACGAUAAAUAAAGAUAAUAAUUGUUUACAAAAUUAAACAAAAGAAUAUA
Drosophila serrata is the source of this 4513-nucleotide messenger RNA. RefSeq names its product multidrug resistance protein homolog 65. Gene Ontology annotation, molecular function: ATP hydrolysis activity; ABC-type oligopeptide transporter activity; ATP binding. NCBI's taxonomy places the organism in Eukaryota, Metazoa, Arthropoda, Insecta, Diptera, Drosophilidae. The record is from RefSeq and is a predicted model, not a curated record. Gene Ontology annotation, biological process: oligopeptide export from mitochondrion. Gene Ontology annotation, cellular component: mitochondrial inner membrane.